This is a messenger RNA of Rhizophagus irregularis DAOM 181602=DAOM 197198, 1910 nucleotides long. RefSeq lists its product as uncharacterized. The record is from RefSeq and is a predicted model, not a curated record. Lineage: Eukaryota; Fungi; Glomeromycota; Glomeromycetes; Glomerales; Glomeraceae. Gene Ontology annotation, molecular function: protein binding.
UUCUCUGUAAUUCAUAAAUCCAUAAAAAUGGAUGAUUCAUUUUUCAGGAUUUUCAACCCUUUUUCUAGAAAAAAAUGUUAAAGGAAUAUACUUAAUCAAAAAUGGGUUGCAAAAAUUUAAAACAUCAUUUAAUGUUAAUUUUAUUAAUUCAAUUGUUUCUUUGGGUUACAUUUGUAAAUGGGCAAUUUAUACCAGGACCUCGAAAAGGUCACACGGCAACUCUCAUCGGAGAUAAAAUAUAUUUUAUAGGAGGAUAUAAUUUUACAAAUCCUAAAGAAAGUGAUAUAUUUUAUUAUAAUGGAAUAGCAUGGGUAGAAUUGAAUAAUCAAGUUAGUGGUCAAGGUGCAGAUAUGCCACCUAAACUUGGACAUACAGCUAAUGUAGGAGGACGUAAUCAAGAUUUGAUAUUUAUUAUAGGAGGUGAUGACGAAUUUUCGAAAGUAUAUCAACUUGAUACUAAGACAAAUAAUGUUACUUUACCAACAAUUCUGGGAAUUAUUCCAAAUAAGGAUAGCUUAGUAUUUAUGAGUUCUGUUAGUUAUAAAGGGAAAAUUUAUUUGUUUGGUGGAGGAAAAAUUGAAGCUGAUAUAAUUACUUUGUAUAAUAAUCAUUAUAUUUUUAAUACUAAUAAUUCGAAUUGGGAAGAUGGUAGCUUAGUUGGUGCUCCUCCAGCCAGAUAUAAGCAUACAGCAACAUUAGUUAAUGAAAUGAUAUAUUAUAUUGGUGGUAUACAAAUAAAUAAUUCUUAUGUUUCUUAUACUUUAAUGUCCGAUAUUUAUCAAUAUAAUACUAUCUCAAAUACAUGGUCUUUAGAGGUAGCUACGUUAGCUCCAGGAGAUACUCCAGGACGUAGAGCUGGCCAUUCAGCUGUUUUAGUUGAAGACAAAAUUUGUAUAUUUGGAGGCGCUUACUUUGAUUCAACACCUACAGAAUCAAUCGCUAUGUUGGAUACCAACACUUUAGAAUGGUCAAUACCACAUUUUAAAAAUCCUGAGAGACCAAAUAUGCCAACUUUACCAAACCUAGUUUAUCAUACUGCCACAUUAGUAGAUAAGCGUAUGUUAGUUGCUUUCGGAAAUGAUACGGAUAUUGUUGUUAAUGGAGGAUAUAAAGGAUUAAAUAAUAAUUUUUAUAUAUUUGACUUUAAUAAUAAUGAAUGGUACAUUACAACAGCAGAUGAACUUACGAAUCCAUCUUCUAAUAUUCCAAAGUUAUUUUCUUUCAGCAGUAGUGCAGGAAUAUCAUCGAAUAAACCACUAACUAUUGCUUUAUUAUCAGUUGGAAUAAUACUAGGUGUAGCAAUAGUCGGAACAGUAAUAUUUGUAUAUUAUAAACGUAAGAAAAAUCAAAGUAAAGAAGAUGUCGGUUAUUCGGCAGAUGAUUCAAAUAUUUCUUAUGAUAAAUUUUCAUUCAGUCAACGAUCAACUUUAUAUUCAAGCCAACCAUCAAUGCAAUAUCAAUCUACAUAUCAACAAUUUACACCAGAACAAUGUAUCUCAAAUAUUAAUAAUUUAACUCAGCCUCAAGGAAAUCUUGGUCAAGAAUAUUUUAUUUUACCAAUUCCAUCAGAUGGUGAUAGAUUUUCUAAUCAUUCUUCUAAUUAUUAUCCCGGAAUCGGAACUGAUCCUUAUUCUCAAAGAAGUGAAGUUUCUUCACCCCCUCCCCCUUCAACUGAAGUUUCUCCACCCCUUCCCCCUUCAACUGAUCCUCAUUCUCGAAGAAGUGAAGUUUCUCCACCCCCUCCCCCUUCAACUGAUCCUCAUUCUCAAAGAAGUGAAGUUUCUCCACCCCCUCCCCCUUCAACCGAUCCUCAUUCUCAAAGAAAUGAAGCUCCUCCUCUCCCCACUCCCCCUUCAACUGAUCCUCAUUCUCAAGGAAGUGAAGCUCUUCUCUCCCCCAAGACUCCAUAA